This is a messenger RNA of Hippocampus comes (tiger tail seahorse), 2902 nucleotides long. RefSeq names its product nuclear prelamin A recognition factor (gene narf). The transcript has 12 exons. Lineage: Eukaryota; Metazoa; Chordata; Actinopteri; Syngnathiformes; Syngnathidae. The record is from RefSeq and is a predicted model, not a curated record. The coding region runs from base 364 to 1749 and encodes 461 amino acids.
UGCGCAUGCGCCACUGUUGUGAACUGUACACAUAACCGGGUACGACAAUGGAGUUGAAUGUUCAUAGAUAGGAAUGGAUUGGGAUUGAGAAACGCCGAUUCCUUUAAAACAGUUAUGAAAUAACGUCCUCGAACUACGUGGGGAGUCUCGGCGAUCGCUAAUAUACGGACUUUUCCCUUCACAUUCUAGUGGCAGUAUUCAGUCACAGUGCUGGUGGAUUUGUUGAGCUCCCUUUGCUAUUGCUGCAGCUGGACCUUCUUCAAUUGUGCUAUGCGUCUCCGUUUUUUUCUGGCGCUUUUGCUUUUAACAGAGUCUGAACCCGAGCUUUGCCAUAUAUACACCCCCAGAUAACUGGUUAACAAAAUGUCUGAGGUCAGCAUCGGGAGGCGCAAGGAAAAGUGUGAAAACUGCACCAAGCAGUGUAGCAAGAAACAGAGCGAUGGUGAAGUUAGCUCACACCAAGAGGGAGAGCAAGUCAACGGACAGGAGAAUGAGGGAUCGCAGUUGUUGCUGAGUGCUUGUCUAUCCUGCGAUGGCUGUCUGUCUGAGGAGGAGAGCCUGAAAAUAUCUCAACAGAACUUGGAGGAGAUGGAGCGGGUUUUGGCUCUUAACAAGAAGUGUGAUGUGACAAAGCACAGGGUUCUGGUGGCAUCAGUUUGUCCACAAUCGCUGCCGUUUUUCGCCGUCAAGUUUGGCGUGGAUAUCGUUGAGGCCGCCGGUAAACUUUGCGGUUUUCUCAAAAGCCUGGGAGUGCAGUUUGUGUUUGAUACCACUCUGGCAGCAGGUUUUAGCAUCAUAGAGAGUCAAAAGGAGUUUAUUCAGAGGUAUCGCAGGAAGCACCAUGACUCCCACGCACUGCCCAUGUUCACCUCCUCCUGCCCUGGCUGGAUUCGCUAUUCGGAGCGUAUCCUCGGGAGUUUGGUCACACCUCACAUCUGCACAGCAAGGUCUCCGCAGCAAAUUAUGGGCUGUCUCGUCAAAGACUACUUCUCUAAACAGCAGAAGCUAAAUGCGGACAAAGUGUACCACAUGGUGGUGGCUCCCUGCUUUGACAAAAAACUGGAGGCUGUCCGAGAAGAGUUUUACAACAGUCUGCUGGAGAGCAGGGAUGUGGACUGUGUCCUCACCUCAGGGGAAAUUUACUACCUGAUGCAACAGAAGAAGGUGUCUGCAGAGGAUAUGGACUCUUUUCCGUUGGACCAUGUUCUUGGAGAAGCUGGAGACACGGCCCUGGUUCGCCACGAAGGGCGCGGUUCCGAUGGUUUUCUCGAACAUGUGUUCAAGUAUGCUGCCAAGGAGCUAUUUGGCCUGGACGUCCACGAGAUCACGUACAAGACCCUCAGGAACCGUGACUUUCAGGAGGUGACGCUAGAGCGAGACGGCGAAACGCUGCUGCAGUUUGCGGCCGUUUACGGUUUCAGGAACAUCCAGACUUUGGUGCACCGCAUGAGGAAGGGAAGAGUGCCUUACCAACUGGUGGAGGUGCUGUCCUGUCCAGGAGGGUGCUUGAGUGGCCGCGGUCAAGCCGAGAAUGAGACAGGGGGGCGCGUCGAUAAACAACUGCUCCAGCAGAUGGAGGAGGUCUACAGCAGCCUGCCUGUCGCUCUCCCGGAGGUCAACCCGACUCUGCAGACGCUUUAUCAAGACUGGCUUCAGGGCCAGGAUUCCCAGCCGACCUGCAAGUUACUACACACCCAGUACAAGAAUCAGAGUCAGAGCCCUUUACAGACACCACACAUGCAGUGGUGAGAAUGAGGGAACAUGAAAACAUGUUUGGGACCCAGUUCUUGUUUGGAUAAAUUAAGGACCAUCCAAUACCUUUGAGCAAGUCAAGAGCCGGACUCAGCAGAUGCAGUUCUUUCAUUUGUCCACUGGAAUGUAUAUGCUUUGGAAACAAGGGACAAGUUCAAAACAAAAAGACUUUAGUCCACAUAAGGAUCUGGAAAGUGAGGUAGCGAAUGUGGUCUAAUUGUGGCCAAACAAUAAGACAACUAAAACAACAUGAAGCACCGUGGAAACCAAUGAGCUGAUGUUGUGGAUACCGAAGGCACACCAAAACUUUUUAACCAACUCAGUCAGUCCAAAAUGACGCUUAACAUGUAUAUUUGUUGUCUUUGCAGAAAACAUACAGCAGCAGUGUUAGAAGGAUUACUAUGCAACAGUUUGAUGACCCCAUUCUGCCAGUACUAUGACAAGUAUCUUUUUAUUUUUUGAGCACUUAAAAAAAAAAAAGGUCACAUAGGUGAGCGUUUUUUGUUAUUUUCAAUUAAUUCUCAACUCUACACUGGCGUUCUCAUAAUGCAGUUUGGUUAAACCCCAAGUUAGUCAUACCUUUGCCAAAUUAUUUGUUCGUGUUUUUUUUUUUUAAUGUGAUGAAUAUGUAUAUUUUAUCUGGAAAUAAUUCAAGAAAAUGAAGAAUUUGCAGCAUAUGCGCCGAGUAGUUGAAAGAUAGGAGAUGUGUGUGCGAUACGCAUUUCCUUUGUAAACCUCAUACCUCCAUUUAAGCGUUGGCGUGAGAGUCGAGUUGGUUUGUCUUUCUGGUUGCUUGGUCCAAGCCGACACGCAGCCGUCGUUGCAAAGAUGAAAGCUCACUGGUGGAGCUUUGUGCUUGGAUUUCUCUGUCUUCCCUCUGAGGUGAACACCUGGUCAGGUGAGGAAAAGCAAACAUGUUUCGGGUUGUUGAGCCAAAAAGUGAGAUAUUAAUUUUCCAACAAGUUACAGAUUUAUUUUCAUUCAGCAUGAAUUUAAAUAACAUUACCUCUCAAAUUUCUUCAUUCAUUGCGGACUGUAUUUGACUUCAGAUGGUUGUUGUGUUGUGGUUUUGGGUCAUUCUUUUCCUAGUCGAGCACAAAUAAGAUUAAUUGAUGUCUACACCGGAUGCUUGAAUAAAUGAUGACCUCUU